GCUUAAACCUCCGUCCUCCUGCUGACGGUUCAGAAGAGCCAAUAAAUGAAGACUUGUUUAGUCACUGAAAGCAGCAACCUAGAGUUUUUCUUUUCUAUGGCUUUGUGCGUCCAUGCUAUCCUUCAGGGGAUCAAGUGAUACAGACUACCGUUCGAGUCAGUCAAACUCAGUGGAUGUCUUGGCGCUCCUGUUGGUUGGUGAGAACCGCCGAUAGGUUUGUAAGUGUCCGUGGCCUUAGAGACAGCCACGCAACGUUCAUUACGCUCUGCCACUUGCCCGUGCCCCUGCUGUCCUGCUCAGUGUGCCGCUCAUGUAGAGAGAGCGCACAGCGCAUCCCAGCCAGUCCUCCUCCUCUUCGGGCUCAUUCAUAUCAGGAUGGAUUUGCCCCGCUAAGAGCGCACAAGUCCACUUCAGCAGGUGGCAAGUUUGAGUGAGUACCAGAGCAGACCUGUACUCGGAUCUCAGACAUUCGUUUUUGUCUUCUCUUUAAUUUCGGAGUCGUAAAAUUAAGAAAAUGAUAGUAGCCCGACUAUAUCCACGGGCUGUCCUCCUGCUCUGCUUUAUCUCUUCCGCCACCUGCAACACGUUCGCGUUCACCGAGGAGCCCUUCGACAGAGCCGUGAAGGCGGACAGCUACUGCAGUCGGGUUUUACGGGCUCAGAGCAAUCGGAAGGAGACCAACAACGAGUUUCAACUCCAGGUUGAGGGGGAGCCGGAGCGGUACCAGCCGGGCAGCACAUACAGAGUGAGUCUGACUGCAACCAGCCCGUCUUACUUUAGAGGAUUUACCCUCAUUGCCCUGAAGGAAGGUGCAGAAGGAGACAAGGAUGAAGACUACGCUGGGAAUUUCCAGAUAAUUGACGAGGAAGAAACACAGUUCAUGACCAAUUGCCCCCCUGCAGUGACAGAGAGCACUCCUCGUAGGCGGAGCAAUAUCCAGGUGUUUUGGACUGCGCCCCCUAGUGGCACCGGCUGUGUUCUUCUAAAGGCAAGCAUUGUACAGAAGAGAAUCAUCUAUUUUCAGGAUGAAGGUGCAUUGACGAAGCGAAUGUGUGAGAAAGAAUCCUUGUAUGGAGAUAGCACGGAUAAGCCUUUACUUGAUUGUUGUGCUUGUGGAACAGCAAAGUACAGAGUCACCUUCCAUGGGAACUGGUCAGAGAAGAUUCACCCCAAAGACUUUCCUCGUCGCACCAAUCACUGGUCAGCCAUCAUCGGUGCCUCCCACUCAAAGAAUUAUGUGCUCUGGGAAUUUGGUGGCUUAGCCAGCGAAGGAGUUAAACAGGUAGCUGAGCUGGGCUCACCAGUCAAAAUGGAAGAAGAGAUCAGGCAAAAGGGUGAUGAAGUCCUGACAGUCAUCAAGAUGAAGGCUCAGUGGCCAGCCUGGCAGCCUCUUAAUGUGCGUGCUGCCCCCUCGGCUGAAUUCUCUGUGGACCGAAGCCGCCACCUUAUGUCUUUCCUAACCAUGAUGGGACCCAGUCCAGACUGGAACGUGGGACUGUCUGCUGAGGACCUGUGUACCAAAGAGUGUGGUUGGGCCCAGAGGGUGGUCCAGGAUCUGAUCCCAUGGGAUGCCGGCACUGAUAGCGGUGUGUCAUAUGAGGCUCCCAACAAUCCAACUGCACCCCCAGACAAAAUCCGCCCUCUUACCAGUCUGGAUCACCCUCAAAGCCCGUUUUAUGAUCCUGAGGGAGGUGCCAUCACUUCUGUGGCAAGGGUCAUAGUGGAGCGUAUCGCCAGAAAGGGUGAGCAGUGCAACAUUGUUCCGGACAAUGUUGAUGACAUUGUAGCAGACAUUGCCCAGGAGGAAAAAGAGGAAGAUGAUACUCCAGAAACCUGUAUCUACUCCAACUGGUCUCCAUGGUCAGCCUGCAGCUCAGCCACCUGUGAGAAGGGGAAGCGGAUGAGGCAGAGGAUGCUGAAGGCCCAGCUGGACCUGAGUGUCCCCUGCCCACAUACUCAAGAUUUUGAGCCGUGUAUGGGGCCUGGAUGCAGCGAUGAAGAUGCCUCCACCUGUAUGAUGUCUGAGUGGAUCACAUGGUCUCCAUGUAGUGUUUCCUGUGGGACAGGCACACGCUCCCGAGAACGUUAUGUCAAACAGUUCCCUGACGACGGCUCAGUGUGCACUUUGCCCACACAGGAGAAUGAGAACUGUGUGGUUAAUGAAGAAUGCUCUCCCAGCAGUUGCCUGGUUACUGAGUGGGGUGAAUGGGAUGUCUGCAGUGCAACUUGUGGUCUUGGCAUGAAGAGGAGAGAGCGCAUGGUGAAGAUGCCUCCUGCAGAUGGCUCCAUUUGUGGUGCAGAGGUUCUAGAGGUUGAGAAGUGCAUGAUGCCAGAAUGUCAUACAAUACCAUGCUUGUUGACUCCGUGGUCUGAGUGGAGUGACUGCAGCGUUACAUGCGGGAAGGGUUUGAGAACACGCCAACGUAUGCUUAAAUCUCCUGUGGAACUUGGAGAUUGUACAGAGGAGUUGGAACAGGUGGAGAAAUGCAUGUUACCAGAGUGUCCCAUAGACUGCAUCAUGUCAGAUUGGACUGAGUGGUCAGAAUGCAACAAGUCCUGUGGUAAAGGUCACACUAUCCGGACUCGCAUUGUCACCAUGGAGCCCCAGUUUGGUGGAGACUCCUGUACUGAAACAAUCCAGAGGAAGAAGUGUAAAAUUAGAAAGUGCAGUCGAGGACAAGCCAACAGUGACGAGAGGAGACGACGCAAGGAGCAGCGUGAAAAACAGAGGAGCAAACAGGGUAGAGUUGAGAGUGCCGCUGAGCAUCCAGGUUGCAGAAUGAGGCCCUGGUCCAGCUGGACAGAAUGCACCAAGCUCUGUGGUGGAGGUAUACAGGAACGACUUAUGACUGUGAAGCAGAAGUUUAAGACUACCCAGCUGUCCAGUUGCAAGGACAGAAAAGAGAUCAGGGCAUGUAAUGUCCAACCCUGCUAAGAUGUAUCAAUGGGAGGAAGGCUGAAACAGGAAGAGACGCGGUCUGAGAAGAAGAAGACAGAGCACACUGUCGCACCAUGAUCCAAUGCACUCUGUUUAGGGCUGAAACAACAACUUUCUUGACUCUGUACGUGUGAAUCCAGAGCUCAGGUCAUUUGUUAUUAAGAGAAAAUGAACUUUAUGAUCUCUCUGGAAAUUUGUUGAUUCAACUUUGUUCAAUCUGCUGUGCUUCAAAAACUAGCUCUGAUACACAUAUAUCUCUUUUGCAGCAUUACUGUAAACUUAUUGUGGUAUAUAUAUGUUGAGAAAAUGAUUAUAAAAUUACUUGUUGAUAAGAAUAAAAAAAAAAAAACUGCUUUAACUUGUGGUAUCCCAAAAUAAU
This is a messenger RNA of Xiphophorus maculatus (southern platyfish), 3317 nucleotides long. RefSeq names its product spondin 1 (gene spon1a). NCBI's taxonomy places the organism in Eukaryota, Metazoa, Chordata, Actinopteri, Cyprinodontiformes, Poeciliidae. The record is from RefSeq and is a predicted model, not a curated record. Gene Ontology annotation, cellular component: extracellular matrix. The transcript is spliced from 16 exons. Bases 515 to 2935 code for a protein of 806 amino acids. Gene Ontology annotation, biological process: cell adhesion.